Lingula anatina is the source of this 951-nucleotide messenger RNA. RefSeq names its product ventricular zone-expressed PH domain-containing protein homolog 1-like. Gene Ontology annotation, cellular component: plasma membrane. Lineage: Eukaryota; Metazoa; Brachiopoda; Lingulata; Lingulida; Lingulidae. Gene Ontology annotation, molecular function: phosphatidylinositol-5-phosphate binding. The record is from RefSeq and is a predicted model, not a curated record. Gene Ontology annotation, biological process: regulation of signal transduction.
CUAUCCACAGAAGGAUGCGACUCAACAUUUCUGUGAGAAGCACUUUGAUAAGAUCAAGGUAUACAUGGAGAGGGUGGCGCUGAGGAUACCACUGCCCAGUAAAAUAACACUGGAAGGGCACAGACACAAGAAGCGUCCUAAAGUUCAUUUCCUAUGUGAGAAGAAAGGAGAUCAGUGCUUGUAUUGUCAGCAUUCCUUCAACAUCAAAACCAAGCAGGCAAAGACCUGGAUACAUCUCAUGUUCUUGGACAGACAGGCCAAAGCUCCAUCAGCUUUAAGUCCUCGUGACCCUUCUGUAGCAGAGCUGCGGGAAAUCUGGGAGACUAUGAUGCAUACAGCAGACAGUGGGAGGAGCUUUGUCACAGUGGUCACCUCUUCAUUUCCAACAACAAAGGAUCAGGACAGUCUGAGGCAGGAACUGGACAGUGUCAGAUUCUUUGAUGUGUUUGAGUUUAAUGGCAGUCAGCGUUGCUGGGCAUGUUUCCUGUGCAACCAUCCAGAGAAGGCAACAGGCUUGUUACAAGAUGGACACCCAAUUAUAGCUGGUCAUCUGAAAGAGAAGAAAGGUCGCUGGAAAUUCUUCAAACGCUGGAAAACGAGAUAUUUUACUUUAUCUGGUUCAACAAUGACAUAUUCUGUUAGUAAAGGAGGGGUGACCCAAGAAACGUAUCUUCCAAUCAACAAGAUCCAGAGUGUGAAAGCCAUCAAGAAGGGCUCGAGAGACAUUCCACGAGCUUUUGAGAUUUUUGCCAAUGAUCAGAAAUUUAUUCUAAAACCAAAAGAACGCAAGUGUGCUGAACAGUGGGUCCAGUGUAUUCACAUAGCAGUAGCCAGGUCGCACAAGUCGCCCUCUUCAGGACCCCCAAUUCCAGAGCAGUUUUUACUGGAACAGGAGACAAAAGUUAGCCGUCUUUGAUAAAAUUUUUAUUUCCCUAUAAAAGCACUGUCCCA